Messenger RNA from Nycticebus coucang (slow loris), 4405 nucleotides. It is a transcript of the gene TMC8, whose product is annotated as transmembrane channel like 8. The coding region runs from base 638 to 2794 and encodes 718 amino acids. The record is from RefSeq and is a predicted model, not a curated record. Gene Ontology annotation, cellular component: plasma membrane. Lineage: Eukaryota; Metazoa; Chordata; Mammalia; Primates; Lorisidae. The transcript is spliced from 15 exons. Gene Ontology annotation, molecular function: mechanosensitive monoatomic ion channel activity.
GAGGGCAGCGGAGCCGGGGUUCCUGUCAUGUGACCCGUCCCCUCGGCGCCCUCACGGUCCCGCCUGGCGCGGUGGAAGCCGUCGGAGGAGGGGGCUCCACCGGGGACUCGGUUCCUUGGUCCCCACGUGAGCUGGACGCAGAGCAGGGGGAGAAAGCGGAGGGCGAGAGUGUGAAAGUGAGAAUUGAGGUCCUGGGGCCGUGUGAGAGGAAUUAUUAGAGCCUCCUCCCGGGGCUGCACUGCACCAAGUUAGACAGAAGAGAGUCCAGCGGGUUCCUGCAGGAGGCCGAUCCUGGGAGCUGUCGGGGUUUGUGACAGGAGCUUCUUCCAAAGAACGAAUUGGCGAGUGGAGAAGAGCGAGAAUUCUCUCCGAAGGGUGGCCCAGGUGGCGGGUAGGGCUGGGAUGGAGCAGGCCUCGGCUUUACGGUUACGGGCCUAUCCUUCCCAGCCCUUUGGUACUUUCGCCCCCAUUUGACAGACGGGAUGACCAAGGCCCCUGGCCGUGUGUCGCUUUGAGAGUUGGAACGGACCGAGCAGGAUUCUUUGUCUUGGUUCCGGAGUGAGCCAAGGCCACGACUUUGAGGCUCACCCACUUGGCGAGCACAUCCCUCCUGGGAGUUGGCGUCGCAGCCCCGGAGAUGCUGCGGCAGUGGUCGGUGCAGUCGGGGCAGGCCCCCGAGGGACCAGAACAGGAGAUGGCCACCGAUGAGCUGUGGGAGUCGGAGAUGGAGCGGCUGUGCGCCUCCCGGGCGCCCGUGCGCGCACUGCCCUACCCCAUGGCGGACAAGCGCCUCCUCCGGCAGCUGCGAGAGCCCGAGGGGGUGAAGACCUCAUUCUGGCAGCGGUGGCGGCGCAGGCGGCAGAUAGCAGGACGACGGCGGCUGCGGGAGGCAGCGCGGCGACUGGCCCGGGGCUUUGGGCUAUGGGAGGCGGCUCUUUACGAGAUUGGGGGUCUCUUUGGCACUGGAAUCCGGUCCUACUUCACCUUUCUGCGCUUCCUGCUGCUACUCAACCUGCUGACAGUGCUGGUCACGGCCAGCUUCGUCCUGCUGCCCCUGGCCUGGCUCCACCCCCCUGACCCAGGCCCCACCCGCAACUUGACCCUCCAGUGCCUCGACAGCCACCAGCCCCAGAUGCGUGUCCCAAAGUUCCACAAUCAACUUUGGAAUGUUUUAACUGGCACGGCCUUCAACAACACCUACCUCUUCUAUGGCGCCUACCGGGCAGGGCUGGAGAGCAGCUCAGUAUACAGCAUCCGCCUGGCCUACCUCCUCAGCCCACUGGUCUGCCUGCUCCUCUGCUUCUGCGGAACCCUGCAGCGGAUGGUGAAGGGGCUGCCGCAGAAGUCACUCCUGGGUCAAGACUACAGGGUGCCUCUCAGCGCCAAAGUCUUCUCCUCCUGGGACUUCUGCAUCCAUGUGCAUGAAUCAGCCAAGAUCAAGAAGCAUGAGAUAAGCAACGAGUUCAAGGGGGAGCUGGAGGAGGACCGGUGCUUCCAGAUGGUACAGCAGCAGUCCCCUGCGCAGAGGGCCUGCCGCCUGCUCCGCUACCUGCGGGUCAAUGUCCUCAUCGGGCUCCUGGUGGUUGGGGCCAUCAGUGCCAUCUUCUGGGCCACCAAGUACUCACAGGACAACAAGGAGGAGUCCCUGUUUGUGCUGCUCCAGUACCUGCCUCCUGGUGUCAUCGCCCUGGUCAACUUUAUGGGUCCCCUGUUGUUUGUGUUUUUGGUCCAGCUGGAGGAUUAUCCUCCCAACACCGAGGUCAACCUCACCCUUAUCUGGUGUGUGGUGCUGAAACUGGCCAGCCUGGGGAUGUUUUCCUUCUCACUGGGUCAGACCAUGCUGUGCCUGGGCAGAAACAAGACCAGCUGCGAGUCCUACGGCUACAACGCCUGUGACUACCAGUGCUGGGAGGACUCUGUGGGACAGGAACUGUAUAAGCUGAGCACCUUCAACUUCCUCCUCACAGUGGCCUUCACUUUCCUGGUCAGCCUGCCUAGGAGGCUGCUGGUAGAGCGGUUCUCAGGCCCGUUCUGGGCCUGGCUGGGCCGGGAGGAGUUCCUGGUGCCCAAGAACGUGCUGGACAUUGUGGCGGGUCAGACUGUCACCUGGAUGGGCCUCUUCUACUGCCCCCUGCUACCGUUGCUGAACAGCAUCUUCAUCUUCCUCACCUUCUACAUCAAGAAGUACGCCCUCCUGAGGAACUCCAGGGCGUCUCCGCGGCUCUUCCGGGCCUCCAGCUCCACCUUCUUCUUCCAGCUGGUGCUGCUCUUAGGCCUGCUCCUGGCUGCGGUGCCCCUGGGCUAUGUGGUCAGCAGCGUUCACUCCUCCUGGGACUGUGGCCUCUUCACCAACUACUCUGCCCCCUGGCAGGUGGUCCCAGAGCUGGUGGCCCUCCGGCUCCCACUCCCUGGCCAGCAUGUCCUCCACUACCUCAGCUCCCAUGCCUUCAGCUUCCCUCUCCUCCUCAUUCUCAGCGUCGUCCUGACGGUGUGCGUCUCCCAGUCCCAGGCCAAUGCGAGAGCCAUCCAUGGGCUCCGGAAGCAGCUGCUGUGGCAGGUCCAGGAGAAGUGGCACCUGGUGGAUGACUUGUCGCGGCUGUUGCCAGAGCCGGACCUGGGCCCCGCAUCCCCUCAUUCUCGAGCCUCGCACCCGCGGUCCGUCUGCCCCGGAUUCCCCUGUCCAGGCUCUCCUGGUCCCAGGGCCCCACGACCAGGACCCUCCCUCGAGGAUCCCACGGAGCUGCGCUCCCCAGGCCCCGCACACAGAUUCCGCUUCCCCAGCACGGAGCUGUAGCUCUGACCCCUGCCUCCACCCAUAGCCUCCCCUGGGGCCAGACCUGCAGCCCCUCACUCCACUUUGCCCCACACUCCUGGUCCCUGGUGACCACCCUCUCUCUCAACCACCCUCUAGCAGGAGUCAGCAAAGAGGGGCAAACAUCUGCUGGGACAGCAGAAAGAACAUAUGGGGUUUUUUUGUUGUUUUGUUGUUUGUUUGUUUUUUGUUUUGAGACAGAGUCUCACUAUGUCACCCUUUGUACAGUGCUGUGCCGUCAAAGCUCACGGCAACCUCAAACUCUUGGGCUUAAGUGAUUCUCUUGCCUCAGCCUCCAAGUAGCUGGGACUACAGGUGCCCACCACAACGCCCAGCUAUUUUUUUUUUUUUUUUUUUUUGGUAGAGACAGAGUUUCACUUUAUCGCCCUGGGUAGAGUGCCGUGGCCUCACACAGCUCACAGCAACCUCCAACUCCUGGGUCUAAGCGAUUCUCUUGCCUCAGCCUCCCGUGUAGCUGGGACUACAGGCGCCCGCCACAACGCCCGGCUAUUUUUUUUUUUGGUUGCAGUUUGGCUGGGGCCGGGUUUGAACCCGCCACACCCAGUACAUGGGGCCGGCACCCUACCCACUGAGCCACAGGCGCCGCCCCCAGCUAUUUUUUGGUCGUAGUUGUUUAGUUGGCCUGGGCCAAGUUCAAACCUGCCACCCUCAGUGUAUAUGGCCAGCGCCAAGCCAUGUGGGAAUUUCUAUCUGUUUUUUAUCUCAUCUCUUUAUAUUGUCUGCUUUCUGUUGAAUGUUUUAUAAUGUACAUAGUAAAUUAGUAUAGUAACCUGUGAAAGCAAUUUAUAAACACAUACAUGCUGGACAACCUCAGAAAUUGUUCACUGGUAGAGGCACUGUCCAGAGAGCCACUCCUUGCCCCAACCCCGCCCCAUGCUGAUGCUGUGGCCUUGACCUUUGCAGCCCUCAGCUGUCAGGGUGAGUGAAGAGGGUGUGGGUCAACCUUUCCCUGGGAUUCUUCACUCUUCAGUAUUUGAACCCAGCAGCCAAAUCAACAAACCUGUCUCAAGAAACCAAAAUAGAGCCCAUGGCCACCCCUUGUACAGGACCCUAUUCUCCCAACCUGAAUUGUGUCCCCUGGUUGAGCCAACCUUGAGGACCUGUGAGCUGAAGGUUCCCUGCCAAGGCCUCAGUGGUAUGUACCGGCCUGCAUGGUAAGAGAGGUGGAGGCUGCAGGAGGUGGCCCAGGGAGGUGGUGCAGCCAUCAGGGACACAAAAGCAAGGCUGGGAUGGCACCCACGGCUAUGUCUGAGAUUACUGAGACUAUUCAGUCCUCCUUUUCCAAGCCUUGGGGAACACCUGAGAAGCUGUCUGAAGUUGGUCCGAUGCCAGCAACUCUGGGUACAGCCAGAAGACAGGGCACCCAGACUUCUUCAAGCUCCCAGGGAAUGCCACAGGCAACUGGGGUUGAGAACUGCCAGGAGAGGAGACCACACGUCUCAAGACUCGCUCCACCAAAGGACCAGCUCCUGGCAGGAUCCCUGGCCUGGACUCUACAUCUGGCAGCUCUGGCCUGUCACCCUUGGGGCUGGAGGCUUCUUCCUGUGGUCAUUAAAGACAUGGUCAUUCCAU